Molecule: messenger RNA, 2342 nt
Organism: Sorghum bicolor (sorghum)
Lineage: Eukaryota; Viridiplantae; Streptophyta; Magnoliopsida; Poales; Poaceae
Product: RING-H2 finger protein ATL43
Exons: 1
Coding region: 449-1657 (402 amino acids)
Source: RefSeq, a predicted model, not a curated record
UGCCCCUGUGUACUGUACUGUACUGUACUGAUGCCACUCUCAUCUCAUCUCCCUCGGCGACAAGCCGCACGCGGGUGGCUUCACCGGCGGAGCAGCGCAGCUGACGUGGGUCCACUCUCCCAGGCCCCCCACUGCCUCAUCUCCUCGCCACGAGGCCCCAUCGCCGGGAGAUCGGCUCACCGCCCCCACUGCUGGAAGAGCUAGCCUAUAGCCUAGGAGUAGCCUGCUGCCGCUCCACUCUACGAGUCUCCACCGCUAUUAUUACCCCUACUACCGCUUGAUUACAAAUCGUGAACGCUUGUGGUGGCAGCAGCGGCCACCGGCAGCGCGACCCACACCCGGCAGCAACACCGCGUGCGGCUCACUGGCUCCCGCCUCGACCUCGAUCGGUCAUCGCCAGCGAAGCUUCGCCUUAGCCGGGCCUGCGCUGCGAGAGGAGGAGGAGGCGAUGGAGCGGACGCGGCGGCUCCUGCUGUCGGACUACGACGGCGCGAUCGAGUCGCCGCUGCCGUCGCCGCCGCCGCCGUCCUCGGCCACGCCGUUCCGUCCCGGGGUGGCCGUCGUGGUCGGCAUCCUCACCAGCGUCUUCUCCAUCACGUUCCUCCUCCUGCUCUACGCCAAGCACUGCAAGCGCAGCGCCGCGGAGUCGUCGGGGCCCUACGGGAGCGCCGGCGGCUCCGGGUCCUCUGGCGCCGGUGGCGCGGGCGGCGGGGACCGGAGGAACUCCGGCGUCGACCGCGCCGUCGUCGAGUCCCUGCCCGUGUUCCGCUUCGGCGCGCUGCGUGGGCAGAAGGAAGGACUCGAGUGCGCCGUCUGCCUUGGCCGGUUCGAGCCCACCGAGGCUCUCCGGCUGCUGCCCAAGUGCCGCCACGGAUUCCACGUCGAGUGCGUCGACACCUGGCUCGACGCGCACUCCACCUGCCCGCUCUGCCGCUCUCGCGUCGACCCGGAGGAUGUCCUCCUCCUCCCGGAGCCGCCCAAGCCGUCUACCACGGGACCCCCUGACCCGCCAGAGACGAAGGUGGCGGCGGCCAAAGAGUCAGCUCCGGCUCCGCCUCCUGCUCCAGCUCCAACGCCCGUGCAGUCUGGGCGGAGGAUCUCUGGCCGGCACUCGACGGGUUCCGUGCGCGCGCCCGGGCGCGUCGGCCCGGCCUCGCGACGUUCGGCCGACGGCGGCGUCGCGGUCGGGUGCUUCGACGGCGCCGCCAAGGCGCGCAAGGACCGGGUUCUGCUGGUGGAGCCGGCGGCCAUGGUGGCGGAACCUGACCCGGUGGCGCUCGACCGGCGGUUCGGGCACCGCAUCCUGGUGAGCACCGCGGGCGGUUGCGAGGGCGAGACAGCGCCCGCGGCGCAGCAGCGUUGGAGCGACCUGCGUCCGUCCGACCUCAUGUUCGUCCGCGCCGAGUUCCUCGUCACGGAGGCCGGCCGCUACUCCUGCUCCGCGGCCGUCGUCAACUCCGGCGGUAACGCCAGGAGCGCCAUCGGCGUGCGGAGCCUGUCGGAGCUGGCGGCCGGGGUACGCCGCCUCCCGCCCAUCCGCGCCGGCGCGUGCGAGGGCGAGCCACGAGCCGCUGGCGGUGGCGCACGGCGGUGGCCCGGGUCGAGCUGGUGGGCGCCGCGUGGGGCCACGCCCGGGCGUAACGGCCCUAUCGCCUAGGCCUGCGUGGCUCGGGACCCCACGUUGCAGCCGGGAGAAGAAAGUUUUUCCGCCGUCGACGUCGUUCAUGCCAGAUGCCACGCAAUUGCACAGAUCAGUAAAGCGGCGGGGCGGGGCGGCUGGCCGCUCUCCGUGGUCGCCGGCGCGUCACGUGAUGGGCAGCGUGGGAAUUAUGUAUUGGCGGGGAGGGGCCCUCCCUACUUUCGUCCGGGGCCACGCCGGCCGGCCUCGGAAGCCGCGCCGGAGAGCGAGGAGGAGGCGCGGAAGGGAUGUCGCUUUCGCGGGAAUCUCGAGGCGGGAUGUGUUGGUCCUGCUGGCUGGUAGUGUACGUGCGGCGCGGAUUGGCUGCGUCCCGCUCGUCCCGCCCCGCAGAUGCCGCCGCGGGCAUCGAGGCUUGGCCGCGCCGCGGAUCCCCUGCGGCCGGGCCGGACGGGAGGCGCGGCGAUCGGUCGAGCGCUGUGCCGCUGUGUGCCGUGCCGUGCGCCUGUGGCCGUGUCCCGUGCGUGCGUGCGGCUGCGCUUGCGCAGGUGAGGAAUUGGCGCCUUGCGUCGGCCGGGUCGGGGGUUAGGGAACCAUACGAAAGCUGAAGCGUGCUUUGUGUAGUUGUACUGCUGCCUGCGAAAAAGUUCUUUUGUCUCGCUGUGCAUGAGGAGGAAGAAAAGUGCCUCGGCCUUUUGGUGUACUA